AUGGCCACUACCUUUAAAGCCAUUGAACCCGCGCCUCAACCUAAACUGGAUCCAAUGAAUCAAAUGUUUAUAGCGGAUUUAGCAGGACGACAAAUGUCUCCCUUGAAAGGACGCGAUAUUCCAUUCCCUUUAUUGGAUACGGAUGGCACCACUGUCUUGACCGAUUUCUCCAGUCUUGCCAAGAUCUUACGUUUUCGCGGCACGGGCAAGGACAAGUUGAACGAAGCCUUUUCGAUGGUCGAUGCACGGGGUAAAGAAACUGUCAACCUUUCCUGGGAAAAGCUACUGGCACGCGCCGAGAAAAUUGCUCAAUCGAUAAGAGAAAAAGGAAAAAUACAGCAUGGAGAUCGUAUUGCUUUAAUCUAUCGUAAAUCAGAAGUACUCGAAUUUAUCCCCGCUUUCUUUGCUUGUUUUUUAGCAGGUGUAACAGCUGUCCCGAUUAACGCUGCAGAAGAUCUGUCUGAACUCUCCUUUAUCUUGACCUUGACCAAUAUCUAUCUUGUCUUGACCACAGAUCAUAAUCAACGCGCCUUUCAAAAGGACAUGCAGGCAAAAUCCAUCGAGUUUCCUCCAUCCAUUCGAUGGUGGAAGACCAACGAAUUAGGCACUUGGUUUCCCAAAAAAAAUAGCGAUUAUCCAGUCAUCAAAGUUCCUGAGAUUGCUUAUAUCGAAUAUGCAAAAGCAAGCAAUGGUGAAUUAAAAGGUGUCUCAGUAACGCACGAAUCCAUCAUGGAACAAUGCGCUGCCUUUGAAGCUGCGACCACAGAAACCAUCGUCACAGUCGAUGACGGUAUUGUCAAUGUAAAGCCAAAGACAUUAGGUCACCCUUCACAUACAGUCGUCAGUUACUUUGAACCAAGACAGCAAAUUGGUUUAAUUCUGUCUGUCUUACAUUCUGUUUAUGCAGGAAACAAGACGAUUUUUGCAAGUGGAUCCAUUAUAGACACACCUGCCAUUUGGAUCUAUGUCCUUUCCAAGUACAAAGCAACGAUGGCUUUGGCAGAUUAUGCAGCAAUGAAAUUGGUUACUGAUUUUUAUCAAUUGAAACCCAAAGAAGUCAAUGCGGUCAGUAAAAAAGUGACACCAGACCUAUCGACGCUACGCAACCUUCUAAUCGAUACGAAUACAGUCCAAACCGAACUAAAUCAAUACAUUGCAGAUAAAUUACUUCGACCUCUUUGUAACACAGACGCUCCUUUAGAAGUGGUCUGUCCUUUACUUUCUCUACCGGAACAUGGUGGAAAGAUCAUCAGUAUGCGAGAUAAUUUGGGCCCCGCUUUUACUCAGGCCUGCCUUCAAGAUAGCAGAGUGACAUCGCAAUCCGAGCUAGCACCCGGUGGUUCUCGCGAUGUAUUUACAUGCUUAUUUGAUGCACAAUCCUUACGUUUGAAUCAAGUGACAGUUCUUGCUGUUGGGGCAGAGGCUUCCAAAUCAAUAGCUGAACCAGGUACGAUUCUAGUGGAAUCCUUUGGAUUUUGUAUGCCGAAUACCACCGUUGCCAUUGUGAACCCAGAGACCGCGACAUUAUGUACACCGAAUAUGUUGGGAGAGGUAUGGAUUGAUUCAGCGUGUAUUGCUGGUGGAUUUUAUGCAUUACCGAAACAUACAGAGUCUAUUUAUCAUGCCAGACCCUUGAUCGUGCCCUCUUCUGAAAACCCAUACCCACAAGUAUAUGGCGAGGACUUUUUAAGAACUGGAUUAUGUGGCACAUUAAUUGGAGGCCGAUUAUUUGUUCUGGGGCCUUACGAAGAGCGUAUUAGGCAACAACGCUACGGUGCUGAUUUUGGACAAGAGGAUGUCUAUUUUGCAUCGGAUUUAUUAAACACCGUGACCAAGCGAGGUCGUAUUGAUCAAUGCACGGUGUUUGAGAUUUUUGUAAAGAGUCAACACCUUCCGAUUAUUGCAUGUGAAUCCUCAGCACCUAGAGCUGAUCUUGCACGUAUCGCUACGGAAAUCGAUGAAGCCUUAAUUGAGUUUCAUGGACUUCGAGCAUAUGCUAUUCUUUUUGUAGCAGCCAAUGGAUUACCACGACAUUUGGUACAUGGUCGACGUACUGUCCAUCCUCUCCUCACCAAACGUUUCUUUUUACAAGGUCAACUCUCCAUCCGAACGAUUAAGAUCGAUGUCGAUCGCACUAUAUUUAACCUGCCUCAAAACGAAGAUUUAUGGCUAUCAAGGUCCAGUUAUGAAAAGGCCGUUCGAUCUGGCGCUAUUUUCCCACAUCCACAACCACAGCAUACAGGCAUGGAAAAGGUGUCCAAUGUGCUGGAUGAACGCACGGAUUAUGACCUCUCGCGAUUUACGAAUAUGGUGGAUGUAUUGCAAUGGCGCACCACUUUAUACCCUGAAGAAACUGCUUAUACCGUAUCAACCCAAUCGGGGAACACCAUCAAUACCAAGUCCUACAGUUGGAGAAAGGUGAGCUAUAAAUCGGCGGCUAUAGCUGGAUAUCUACACAAGAAGGGAUUUAAACGAAACAGCAAAGUGCUGGUGGCUAUGCCGUUUGGUAUUGAAUAUGUCUUUUGUAUCUAUGCCUGUCUAUCGAUGGGAAUUAUACCUGUGCCAGUCGAAUUGGCAGAUCCCCAGAAUCAACCACAGCGUAUAAACGAGUUUUGUGCACAGAUGGUGCAAGUGGCACAUGAGCUGGGUGUGAGCGCUAUUCUGACAAAUACAGCAGGUGACGAUGUGAUGCGACAUAACACGGUGAAAGCUGCCAUGAAACUUGCGAUGCCAGCCAAAUACAAACUUCCAGAAAUUGUCAAUAUCUCCAAAGCGCCCAAGAGUCACAAGACGCUGGGUAAAGAAAGUGGGUUUAUGGUCAGGCCCGAUUGGAUUUCACCUCAACGUAACGUAUGUGCUGUUAUUUUGGUCCAACCUUCCUCAGACGGACGUCGCUUUUAUGCUUACUUGGGUCAUGAUACCAUUCUCAACCAAUGUCGAACACAAAAGAUGACCUGUCAAAUGCGAUCACAACGUGGUAUUGUCACCACAGGAUUGGGUACGUAUGACGGUUUAGGGUUCUUGCAUGCCGUAUUUUGUGGUGUCUAUGUAGGUUGUGGCACGGUCUUGAUUCCUUCCUCUGAUUUCUACUUGAACCCUGCUAGUUUCUUUGAACUGUUCCAAACCUACAAGACCAAGGAUGCGUUUUUGACCAAUGCGUUGGUGCAGUUCUCGAUGAACAGGAUCAAUCUGAACGAAACAAGACAUAUUCAACUCAAAGGUGUGCAAAAUUUAAUGUUGGCCAAUGACAAUCGACCCAAACCACUACUGUAUCAACACAUGGCGAGGUAUUUCAUGCGGUUACGAUUAGAAAAGGAAGCCAUCAAUUAUGUAUAUAGUCAUGCUGCCAAUCCCAUGAUCACCACGCGGUCCUACAUGUUGAUGGAACCAUUACCGUUAGCGAUCGACCCCUAUUAUUUACGUCAAGGUAUUGUACGUCCCUUGGGUGCCGAAGAAGAGUAUAGAGCUAUCGUGUUGCAUGAUUCAGGUAUCGUGCCUAGUAAUACCAUGGUCGCUAUUGUCAACCCAGAGACCCACAUGAUCUGCCCAAGUAAUGCAGUGGGUGAGAUCUGGGUAUGUUCAGAUAGCAAUGCCAAGACGUAUCAUGGGUUAGAUGAGGGCAGUCAUGCACAACGUUUUGAGGCAUCCAUUGUGGGCCACGAUCCUAAUGUCAAGUACAUGCGCACUGGUGAUUUUGGUUUCAUGUGGAGUGUGAGAAGAAGAGUGGUGGAUAACAGGAUGCCGCCCAUGUUAGAAGAAGGACAAUGUUUGUAUGUGUUGGGGCCCGUCAGUGAGACCAUGGUACGUAAUGGGUUGAUGCAUUUCCCCGUGGAUGUUGAACUAUCCAUGGAACGCUGUCAUCCUGCUAUUCCGCCUAAUGGCACUAUCGUGUUUCAAUUUAAGGAUGAGCUGGUGGCUGUUGUGUCGGUGAAGGCAAGUGAGCAUGCGUUACCUAUAGUUCCACUGAUUGUCAAUACAGUUCUUGAUCAUCACUUGUUUUUGAUUGAUACGGUUGUGAUUGUGCAUGCAAGUAACUUUCCUCGCUCUCGAUUCGGGGAUAAAAUGCGACGCAAGGCGCUAUCUUUAUACGUGGAAAAGAAGCUGACUGCAAUUUAUGUGAAGCGUAUCACGAAUCAACACCAGAGUUUAACGUUACCACAAUGGAGCCAAUCGCAAGUUUCGAUAUCGGACGAUACCAUGGGAAGUCGAGCACACUCCAUAUCCGAUUUUGAUUUUGAUAAACGGUCGUUGGUGCGACAAGAUACGGAAAUCAGUCGUCAUUCUUCGAACUAUGAAUAA
Molecule: messenger RNA, 4299 nt
Organism: Mucor mucedo
Lineage: Eukaryota; Fungi; Mucoromycota; Mucoromycetes; Mucorales; Mucoraceae
Exons: 5
Coding region: 1-4299 (1432 amino acids)
Cellular component (GO): cytosol
Source: RefSeq, a predicted model, not a curated record